CUAAAACCAAUAUCUGCAACCUUCAUGUGCUUGAAGCUUUUGACAAUCGGGCGAUAUCGAUAUCAUUGAUGUACAGGUCAAACUUUCAUACAGAGGACAUAUAGUAAAUCGCCGCUUGGCACCCGGUUUGAACACGACAUGUUCCGUAGCGGCCUUUACAGCUGGGUCGUCAGGGGCCAGUGAAAUCUGUUCCCAAGAGCUGAAUAGUCUAGACCAGCGACAACGGUGUCUCCUUAUCGCACUAACUGUGCCGGCGCCGUUGUCUUGACGCCAUCUCUCUCAUGCGGCAAUAGUCAUUUGAGGAGUAACCGGCCAAUCCAAUAGUUCAGGUUGACACGAUAUAUGUCGCUUGGUUCGGCUAUCAACAUCUCGGUGGUUGCAGCAAGAGUUGAUCGUCCUUGACGUGACAGUUUGAAGCAAGAAACAACGUCGGAGGAUGUUCAAACGUGUUCAAAGUGGUAAUCUCUAUGUUGGAUCAACUCCACUGCUGACGUAUCCAGCAUAUCCCUGGUUGCAAAAGUUGUUGACGCGCCAGCCAGCCAUAACGCACAGAGGGGAAGGAAACCAUUUGUGACAAGCAUCUACCACCUAAGCGACGGAUGUGUGGGGGAACAACCAAGGAUGAAUUCAUCAACGCCGCCUGAGAACGCGAAUCCUUCGUAGUUACCAACGGUAACCGAUUUGCUCGGAAUCCUUUGGCCGAAGUUUGUGGUUUUAGCCGCAUGAAAGUAUGUGAUAGUAACUGAGAAGGUAUGAAUAGUUAUCGUUCUCUCCCACUUGCCGUACUGGCUCUAGCACAGUACGCGGCUCAACGACUUCGUUGACGUUGGUCGUUGAUGUUCUCGUCAUUAGGAACAUGACGCCCGUUUUCGCGAUUGAAACUUUUUGGUUGACUGUGCUCAUCCUGUUCUCUGCAGGGUGCAAAAUACGACUUUUUCGGUUGUUUCCCAAUCAAUAUUUAAUAGGUCCAUGCUUAAAACUUCCAAGAAACCGCCAUGAAACGCACGACAGUGAAACUCUUAUGGAGCACGGAGCACAACUCGAAACACUCAUGUCCGUCAACGUGUUUGACGAGUGUCGAUCCAGCCCCUCCUCGUUGCAACGAACCACAACGUUGUUGCUGUAGAAUUCGCAGGGAUGCUGUAAGAAAAAAGACCCUGAAACUGU
This is a messenger RNA of Fusarium oxysporum Fo47, 1167 nucleotides long. RefSeq lists its product as uncharacterized. The record is from RefSeq and is a predicted model, not a curated record. Lineage: Eukaryota; Fungi; Ascomycota; Sordariomycetes; Hypocreales; Nectriaceae. Bases 857 to 1126 code for a protein of 89 amino acids. The transcript has a single exon.